This is a messenger RNA of Trypanosoma rangeli, 336 nucleotides long. RefSeq lists its product as uncharacterized. The record is from RefSeq and is a predicted model, not a curated record. The transcript has a single exon. The annotation marks the transcript as partial. NCBI's taxonomy places the organism in Eukaryota, Euglenozoa, Kinetoplastea, Trypanosomatida, Trypanosomatidae.
GAGGAAUGCACCGCAUCGGAGUUGCAAAAAUAUUUUCUGGUGUUUACGAUGGAGUGUUUGACGAAUGAAAACAGCACACUGCACAAGCUGUCAAAAGGCGAAACUGUCACCCUCACUGAGGGUGAUGUCUCUACUGAUGAACCAGUCGAAUGUAAGUUACCAAACUUCAAUAAACAUCAUGAGGGACCUCAGGGAAGGUUGACAACGUUGGCUGAGGCUGCGAUGGCCGCCACAAAAGGCAACGCGAGCAGCGACACCGCCGCUGUGUGGGCACGUGUCUCCUCACUGCUGCCGCUGCUGCUGAUGGCUGCUGUUGCCUGUGCUGCUGGGGAGUGA